AUGAGCCCUUCACCUUCUUUACAGACUUUAGCACCACAACAACCUAAUAAACAGGAUGUAGAGACUGAUUCAGAUACCAUAACACUCGACGCUAUGCUUCUUUCUUCAACUCCUUCACAACCAUCGCCUGCCAGUGCAAAGACUAUGGUACAAGAGUUGGAGAGCUUACUUGUAAGACUAGAUAAAGAGAUGAAAAUGAAGUCUGGUGUAGAAAAUAUGCUCGAAGUGUACUUGAGAGACAAAAAACGAACAAAAGAUCUAGAGUCUCAACUAGAAGGAUAUAAUACGGCUAUCGACGCUACCACUAAGCAGAUUGAACAUAUCCGAACAGUGGCUGUCAACUCAGGGACAAAUAUCAUUGAAGUAGCUAAAUUAUUAAAAGCAUACAAAUACACAGGCACCAGUUUCUCAGACGCUAUUACACCUACUGCUUUAGCACAAACCAAGUCCAAACUACGUUCAAGCAAUACUUCAAAAGGAAAACAGAAAGCUGCUUUGGAGAACCUAUCUUAUCCCGAUGAUGACGCUUCACCGCUAGGUAUACGAUUAGAACACAUUAUUCAGCAUCUUGAGGCAGACGAGUGGAAAGCAAAUAAGCCAAAAGAGAUCAAGAUGGAGAAAUUAGAAGUGUUGAUUCGAAUCUUAAAGAAUACGACUGGGAUUGAUGCGUACACGUCAAAAAACAAACUGGUGUCAUGUCUACGACAGUGUAUCAUUAGUCCACACCGAGAAAUUAGAAUUAUGGGUUUAAGGGCACUGCGAUUAUUAGUAGAAGGCCCAGAGGAUGUAGAGCGGAUCAUGUCGUAUCAACUAGAUAUUUUUUGUGUGAGAGCAUUAGCCCGUGAUCCCGAAGGACAUGAGCCUGAAAGAGAACAGACUGUCAAACUUAUUCGUGCAUUUAUUGAGUAUGGAGGUGUCAAAUGUAUAAACCAAGGUAUUGUCAGAGCAGUUGUGGCCAUAGCAGAGCAACAAGACAAUCGUCUAAGAAACAUUGCUCUUGAAACACUGGCUGAAAUAACUAUAUUGGAUGUUGCAUUGACAGUUAGAUCAGGAGGAUUACGUGUGCUGAUUCAGGCAUUAAUUGAUGGGCAGCAAGGCAUAUCUGAAGUAUUGAUUCAGGCUGUAUUAUAUGUAUUAGACACACCAGACAAAAGAUGCUACCUUCGUCCUGGUGUAGAAUUAGAGACUAUUAUUGCACCAUUCACUGAGUCCAACAAGGGUGCAAAUCAUGAAGAGAGGAUAAAGAACAGUGCAAAAAUGGUAACUACAUUGAUUAAGAGCUGGGCAGGUAUUUUGUACAUGAGUGCAAAUAAUAUGCGUGCUGCUCGAUCUGUAGUACAAGCAUUAAGAAUGCCAGUACCUGAAGUACAGAAAUUAGUGUUGGAUAUGUUUUUUGAUGUAUUUCGAGUCAAACUACCCAAAGACUAUCACGGGUUUCUAUCUGGAAGACAGCACACUGUUCAAAUUGCUCCUACAACGAGCACUGAUUCGACAAAAGCUUUACUUCGACCAGGCCAUACUUCUGUUUUGAAUGGCGCUGUUAUGUCAAAUCUCAUGGCAGCUGGUGGCAUUAGUCCUGACGCUUAUGCACGCUGCUCAUUAAACAAAGGCACAACCACUGCCAGUAACUCAGAACGCCUCAAAAUGCUUGAUCAUCAUCUCAGCAUUGUUAUUAUUAUCUUUAUCGAAUCGGAUAUACUCAUGGCCUUGAUUGACAUGGUGAAAUCAGACGAUAUCUACAUGUCUCGUAAAGCCACGCUUUUGAUUGGUGAGAUCCUACAAUUAUCGACUCGUUUGUUACCUAUUCUUAUGGCUAUUCAAGUCCAAUCUUUACCCAAGUUAUUCACGCUUGCUUCAAAUUUUGAAGACGAACAAGUGAGACACAAUGCUACAGCAGCCUUGGCACACAUUGACAGAUUGACGCGAGUGCGUACUCGGUACAUGGCCACCAAUAACUCUGCUCCCUUAAAAGGUGGAGAACGGCUCCUGAAUACAGCUACAGCAGCACGUACAAAAGAAAAAGUACAUGAAGUCAAGCUUAAAAUUGGCUAUGCUAUUGAUGAUACCCAUUUCAGACAAUUGUUGAUGGAUACACAAGUACUCAAUACCAAAGAUUAUACCAAGUGGAACUGGGAUAGUGUGAUAGAAUUGUUACAAGGUCCUCUACUCAACCCUCGACGUCUUGACGAAGCCAUGCGAGGAAAAAAGUUCAUCAAGCGACUUUUGGCAUUCUACCGUCCUUCAAAACAUCAAUUCUCGGACAUGAAUGCCACCAAGGGUACUAUUGCUCGUUAUGUCAAGACUGGAUGUACACUCAUAUCAACUCUUUUGUCGAAUCCAGACGGUGUGCGUUACUUGAGUGAAAACAAGCUAUUGAAUGAUAUUGCUUCUGCCUUCAAUGAACUAGAUCCACUUUUGAUGAAUGGCGGUGAUCCUGAAACAGAGCCCAUCUUUUCCAAGGAGCGCAUGGAAAGUACAUUGACUUGUGGUUAUUUUGCUCUUUUGGGUACAUUCUCCAAAUACAAAGAAGGUGUUCGUAUCUUGGAAAAGUUCAAGAUCUUUAGUUGCUUUUAUCAAAUUUCUGAGCUCAAGAAUCGUACUGAUUUGAAGGUAGCCAUGAUUACCAAUUUAGACUAUACAUUGGAUGGUCACCCCCGUGUGUUACUGUCAAAGAUCAUGACUUCUGGUUACAACCCUAUACGUUUGUUUGCUACACAACAUAUUGGUGUGAUUAUGCGUCAAUCUGAAGCUGAAUACAAUGACUGGAUGAUACGAUUAUUAGUAACGCAACUGUAUGAUACGCAUAUGGAUGUUUGUCAAACAGCUGUCAACCUGUUGGAUGAGGCUUGUGAGAAACAAGCCAACCUUGAAUUGCUUGUCAAAUGUAGACCUAGCUUGGGUCAUUUAGGUGAAAUUGGGCAUCCGUUAUUAUUACGAUUCUUGUCAACAUCGACAGGAUUCAGAUAUCUGAAUGCUUUGGGAUACGUGCAAAAAGAAAUGGACGAAUGGUUUGAGAGAGGAAACCAGCAAUAUGUUACUCAAUUAGAGCUUUCGCUGGCGAGAGCAUUGUUAAAUACACCAGAGAAAAAGACAUUCAAUCCUUUUGAAGAACGAAUAGACAGUGAAAAUGAUUUUGAAACAUUACAACCUGGAGAUGGGUUAACUCCUCCCCACUUUUAUGGCGAACUUACCAAGACUGAAGAAGGAUGCAACUUGUUACGAGAAAAGGGCUAUUUCAAACUUUUUGCUGACUAUGUUCGAGACUUUCCAUUAGGAGAACAAAGUAAGGCAGAGGCUUCUUUGGGUCAAUUGAAAGCUGUUUUGUGGGCAUUGGGUAAUAUCGGUGCUACCAAGAAUGGUUUACCGUUCCUUGAAGAAGAGGACAUUGUCAAGGACAUUGUCAGUAUGGCUGAAAAUAGUGAAAUUCUUUCACUAAAGGGAACAUGCUAUUUUGUACUUGGCUUGAUUGCCAAAACACAGCAAGGCGUGGAGCUUUUAGGUGAAAUUGGCUGGGAAAGUGUUGUGUCUGCGAAUGGUGAACCUGAAGGUUUAUGUGUACCUUUGAAUCUCUUUCAAUUUUUGACUAUUCGGAAUUGGAAAUAUAAAGCCGCAUUGUCUGCACCACCUCAGCUACCCAAGUCAGCUACAGCAGAUACUGUAGGUGCUGAUAUUCUAAAGAACAUUGGUGACAUGAGCAACCAUAUCUUGUCCAAUGAAGCUUCCAAAAACUUGGCAAAACUGAAACAAGUAUACCCAGAUGCAUUUAAACGAGUUGAUUUGUAUUACUCAGUAUGUCAACUGCUGGGAAGCUAUCAUUUCCGUUCACCUGUGCGAAAAUAUGUGCUCGAGAUUUUUGACAUGCGGUUUACCACUGAACUCUUGAAAGAACUAGAUGAAAUCUCAAGCACAGUUGCUACUACUUCUUCCAUCACUUAUACAACUACUACGCCAUCCUCAAUGCCAUCGUCUUUUCAAAAGGUUGCUGCCCCCUCUAUCGUCAAUCCAAAUGACAAUGUGCCUCAAGAGAAACUAGAGCCGAAAAACAAGACAAUGGGAUUUUGUCCUAAAGAUUGA
This is a messenger RNA of Gilbertella persicaria, 4074 nucleotides long. RefSeq names its product Rapamycin-insensitive companion of mTOR, N-term-domain-containing protein. Lineage: Eukaryota; Fungi; Mucoromycota; Mucoromycetes; Mucorales; Choanephoraceae. The record is from RefSeq and is a predicted model, not a curated record. The coding region runs from base 1 to 4074 and encodes 1357 amino acids. The transcript is spliced from 12 exons. Gene Ontology annotation, biological process: TORC2 signaling. Gene Ontology annotation, cellular component: TORC2 complex.